AUAUCGCGCGGAGCUUCGUAUUUGUUGUGCAGAUGUGACACGUCAAGACGUAUCCACGUGUCAAAAAUGUACGAGGUAUUUAUCUCUUUUUAUUUAACCGAAGUUGAGACAACGCAGUGAAUACGAUGGCAAAUACGGUGUUGCAAGUUAGUCGCCCGUGGAUGCGUGUUAUUAAAUAAUUUGUAGACGCUUAUUUUCGGACCGGUCUUCAAAAUGCUGAGGCGACGACAUGUCAACGUUAAGACGGUCAAAGAGCUGGACGCGUUCCCCAAAGUGCCCGAGUUGUACGUCGACAAGACCGCGGUUGGAGGAACGUUUUCCAUUUUCACAGUCUGCAUCAUCGCAUAUUUAAUAAUAGCCGAAACAAGCUACUUCCUCGAUAGCAGAUUACAAUUCAAAUUCGAGACGGACACUGAAAUUGACGCGAAACUGCAAAUGAACAUCGACAUAACAGUGGCGAUGCCAUGCGGCCGUAUUGGCGCGGAUGUCUUGGACUCCACAGAACAAGACGUGUUCGGCUACGAUUCCCUGGAGGAAGAGGACACGUGGUGGGAAUUGACGCAGGAGCAAAGGGCCCAUUUUGAAGCUCUGAAACACAUGAAUUCGUACUUGAGGGAGGAGUAUCAUGCUAUUCACGAGUUGCUUUGGAAAUCCAAUCAAGUUACUCUCUACAGCGAAAUGCCAAAGCGAUCUUAUGAGCCUGAUUACCCGCCAAACGCCUGUCGCAUUCACGGCAGUAUAAAUGUAAAUAAGGUCGCGGGAAACUUCCAUAUAACCACCGGAAAGUCUCUGAGUGUGCCUCGUGGUCAUAUACAUAUCUCCGCGUUUAUGACCGACCGAGAUUAUAAUUUUACUCACCGAAUCAACAGAUUUUCUUUCGGCGGCCCUAGUCCGGGUAUCGUGCAUCCUCUGGAAGGCGAUGAGAAAAUUGCAGACUAUAACAUGAUGCUGUACCAAUAUUUCGUGGAAGUUGUCCCUACGGAUAUUAGAACAUUGUUGAGUACAUCCAAGACGUACCAAUACAGUGUCAAGGAUCACCAGAGGCCGAUUGACCAUAACAAAGGGUCCCACGGGGUACCGGGAAUUUUUAUCAAAUACGACAUGAGUGCGCUUAAAAUUAAAGUAACCCAGCAACGCGACACGAUCUUUCAGUUUUUAGUGAAAUUGUGCGCCACUGUGGGCGGAAUUUUCGUUACAAGCGGACUGAUUAAGAAUAUUGUACAAAGUUUCUGGUAUAUCGUGUGCUGCAAGUUCUUGAACUCCGAGACGAAGGCGGACAACGACAGAUUAUCCGCUGCGCAUUCCGCGAAUUACCGAGCGCCUGACACCAUAAACUUACUUGAUGUCGCAGCCCCACAAAGUAUCGAUAUCAUGCUGAAGCCUCAACAAGAUUAAUUCGUAUCAUGAAUUAGUACUUGCAGCGCGAGUGCGAGGAACGUAUGGAGACGCGCUACGCUAAUGCAGCCGAGGAAGCGAAAGAAAAAAAAAAGAAGAAGUAUGUUUUAUAACAUCAGUUUCCGCAUGGAAAAUUAUUUAAUACAGAUGGUUUGUAUAUUAAGCAAUAUUGUGAUAAUAAAUCAUGUUUCAACGGUCGUAGUGUUUCGACGGCGAGUCGUGCGGACUUUUUACUCUCA
Molecule: messenger RNA, 1634 nt
Organism: Dinoponera quadriceps
Lineage: Eukaryota; Metazoa; Arthropoda; Insecta; Hymenoptera; Formicidae
Product: endoplasmic reticulum-Golgi intermediate compartment protein 2
Exons: 6
Coding region: 214-1395 (393 amino acids)
Biological process (GO): retrograde vesicle-mediated transport, Golgi to endoplasmic reticulum; endoplasmic reticulum to Golgi vesicle-mediated transport
Cellular component (GO): COPII-coated ER to Golgi transport vesicle; endoplasmic reticulum; membrane
Source: RefSeq, a predicted model, not a curated record